UAAUGAGCUGGCUGCUUGCAUCACCGUGCGGUGGUGACGUGUGGCGUCUGGGAGCUGUCCCAGGAAUCAUGGUGCUGAAGCUGCAGCACCGAUUCAGCAGCCAAUGAUCACAGGAGAUUCCGGGGCUACGGAUGCUUUCACCCAGUGCAGGACAGUCCGACUAUCGUGCUGGAUUUUACCGGAGGGAUUUAAACCCAUCGGCUUGCUCCUCGGACAUGGAAAUUCGAUAAUUUUUUUGGGGGGGGAUGUAAGCUUCACACAGACUUGUCGGGCGACCUGCAGUCUGGCAGGAGAUCUGUGGAGGGAGAGAGAAAGAAGAAAAAAAAAAAUCCUGAAACUGUGAGUCGUAUAGAAAUCGGGGGUAGCUCGCCAGGUAAGACAGAUUUCGCUACCCUAACAUGGCCAUCGAUUGACUUGAUUUGCCUUGAGAGCCGUCGACAGUAAUAAGCAGAGAUCUGUUGGUGUUUUAAAUAAAUUGUGUCCUUUCUUUUUUUUGUGUGUUGUUUAAGAUUGAGUGCUGACAUUUUGUUUUGUAGUCUACAUCAGUUCACUGUACCAAAGGCAGAUUUGAUUCCUGUUUUCUUUUUUCUUUUUUUGCACUCGUCGUGAAUCUGGAGGGAGAAGCCUGUCGAGAUAGUUUAUGUUGUACAGAGCAGGCAGACUAUUAAGGCCAUGAAAUGACAGUGGACAUUGAGUGAAUGGGCCAUAGCCUUAUUACUUGAAUGCAUAUUCCUCUCAAUCUAACAUCUGACUCUCCUCUUUUAGCUCAUUUAUUGAACUUAAUGGCUUCAGACACUUGUUUGCAUCGAUGGGAUUUAUUUACUGUUUGGAUUUACAUUCACGUGGGAAGACAAUAAAAGACUUUGAGUUAGAAUAUACUACAUAGAAAACUAAAAGGCUGCUUUACACACCACCAAGCGCCGGGAAACGCACCCUCUACCCUCCACUUAUCCCAUCUCACGACAUAUGAAGAAGUGUUUGCUCAUGACGGGGACACAUACAGUACAUGCUGUUUUCUUCCAGCACCUUUGCAUGGUGCUGUGAGUUACUGGCCGGAGACAGUCUGAUGUUGCGCAGCCAGGGCAUGCUGAAGAGCCGCUGUUGCGUCCUGCUCGGUGACCUGAGGGUGCUCCUGCUCGGGCCACCGGCACCGCCGACACCGCUGCCUCCGCUGACCCCCAUGAGCGGCCAAACUACUGAAAGCCAUGAGACAGGCGUCACCGUCCCCGACAACAACAACACGUUAACGCGGAGCCACCAGCACGCGGGGGACCGGGUUGCUCCACCUGCAGCGGGAGCCACCACCGGGCCACCACCGGGCGGAGAGCGACUGGGCUGGGUUGAUGCUGCAGAGCUUUCGGCGGCCCUGCGCGGCUGCAGCAGCUCCUCUGAUGACUGCUCAAAGGGCAAACUGGAGGAGAGGUUCUCCCUCACCAGCUACACAGAAAGUGGCUUCAGGACGCCUGUGUGCAGGAUCUGCUUCCAGGGACCAGAACAUGGGGAGCUCUUGAGCCCAUGUCGAUGCAGUGGGUCAGUACGUUGCACCCACCAGCCCUGCCUCAUCAAGUGGAUCAGCGAGAGAGGGUCCUGGGCCUGUGAGCUCUGCUACUACAAAUAUCAGGUCAUUGCCAUCAGCACCAAGAACCCACUACAGUGGCAGGCCAUCUCCCUGACGGUGAUAGAGAAAGUGCAGAUAGCAGCAGCCAUCUUGGGCUCCCUGUUCCUGAUGGCCAGUAUCUCCUGGCUGGUGUGGUCUUCUUUCAGCCCGUCAGCCCGCUGGCAACGACAAGAUCUGCUUUUCCAGAUCUGCUACGGGAUGUACGGUUUCAUGGAUGUCGUCUGCAUCGCACUAAUUGUCCACGAGGGACCUUCUGUGUUUCGUAUCUUCCACCGCUGGCAGGCUGUAAACCAGCAGUGGAAAGUCCUGAACUAUGAUAAGUCUAUGGACAGCGAUGACCUGAAGAACACCACUGUGGACAGGACUCUGUCUCAGCCCAGCCCGGGUUAUCAGACUGGAGUAGGAGUGUCCACCUCCACCUCCUCACUGAUGGUGGUAGCCUCCACAGCCGCUGGUUCCACUUCUACUACCGUGGUGACGGCUGCAGGAGGACUGGGAGCACAUGUGGACCCCAAUAACGGCAGUGUAGUGCCAGACCAACACUGUCCCUACAAUAUCCUCCACCUCCUCAGCCACCUGAGGCAACCGGAGGCCCGCAGCCAACCCAGCAAUAGCACACGAGAGCUGGUCAUGAGAGUCACUACAGUCUGAGGAGCCAGUUGAGGCCUUAACUCACAUGGAGGUGAAAAAUUUAUGAACCAGCAGACAGUUGAAAAAGAAAAAGUCUUAUCCUAACUGCACUGGAUUAUUACCAUGUUGUUGUUUGUUUCAAAAUGCAUCUCUGAUGUCCUUACAUGGAUUGAAUAAAAGUCAAAGUUGUUUGAUUUGCA
Larimichthys crocea (large yellow croaker) is the source of this 2448-nucleotide messenger RNA. RefSeq names its product membrane associated ring-CH-type finger 4b (gene marchf4b). Gene Ontology annotation, biological process: protein ubiquitination. Gene Ontology annotation, molecular function: zinc ion binding; ubiquitin-protein transferase activity. The record is from RefSeq and is a predicted model, not a curated record. The transcript has 4 exons. The coding region runs from base 1007 to 2269 and encodes 420 amino acids. NCBI's taxonomy places the organism in Eukaryota, Metazoa, Chordata, Actinopteri, Sciaenidae.